AUGCCGGGAGCCGACCUCGGGGAGGCUCCCACUACUGGGGUGAAGGCUGUUACCGAGACUCCGGCGACCCCUGCAGACGCGGGCGCGGCCGGAGUACCGGCGGGUGCCCCGGGAGCGGCUGCCGCCCCGGUGCUGGUGGCUGCUGCUGAGGCGGAGGCCGCCGCUGAGGCACCCGCAGCCCCUGUGGCGGCGGAUGCCGCCGAGGUGCCGAUGAGCGCCCCUGAAGCGGCCGCCGCCGCAAAGUUGGGGGCCGCUACCAGGGCGGACGUCGCCGUCGAGGAGAUGGCUGCGGCUGCUGCAAACGCCUUUGAUCUCCUCACGAUCAGAGGUUAUCUUGCAAAUCUGGUCGUCACUUCUGUUUCAUCCUUGGAAGACAAAAUUCGUAAAGCUCAGCUCCUUGAUGAAGUUCUCAAGAAGGUUUCCGAUCAGAUAAAAGCUAAAGAUCCCAAAGCUAAGAGAUUCUCACUUGAUGACAAAGGAACCGUGUUCUUUCAUGAUCGCAUGGUUGUUCCUAAUAAUCAAGACAUAAGAGAUUCUAUUCUCAAAGAACCCCAUGACACACCUCUUGCUAUCUAUCCUGGUUCUAACAAGAUGUAUCAAGACAUCCGAAAGAGCUAUUGGUAG
Molecule: messenger RNA, 624 nt
Organism: Brachypodium distachyon (stiff brome)
Lineage: Eukaryota; Viridiplantae; Streptophyta; Magnoliopsida; Poales; Poaceae
Exons: 2
Coding region: 1-624 (207 amino acids)
Source: RefSeq, a predicted model, not a curated record